AUGUCCUCGUCCAGAGUUGUCGCAACCAGUGAGGAUCCCCGUAGAAUGUCCAAAUCAUCUUCGAACGCCUUCCUGACUACCGCUCAAUCCCCCCGCAGACGACAUGCCCUCCUCGUCCUGCACAUACCAUCGAAUGUUAUGUUCCAGGUCGCGAUGAUCGAGUUGUACUGUCAGGGCACAACUGCGGUAUCCUGUUUCCCGCAGAUGAUAGGCGCGUGGGGAAGUGCGGAGGCGUUGGAGGUACAUGCACCCGUGACAGCCGCCCCCAUCUCCCAGGCCAAAGGCAUGAAGAACAGCCCCGUCGCCCUCGUGUUCGUCGGCAGCAGCUUGGUGGUCUACUUCUUCGGCCCCGCCGGCGCCGGCGACGACCCGAACGCCUCGCCCGUGUACCGCGCUGUGACGUCGGACCUGUCGACCUUCGUCUUCACGUCAUUAACGAACGCGCCGUCGCCCAAUGUGUACAUGCAGCUGACCACCUUCUCUGACCCCGCCCCUAAUAACGGCGGGCUAGGUACAGUUAUCCUGACGCACGUCCAGAACGAUAGCAACCGACUUGUUAGCCGGGAGGACGACUAUCUAAGUUUAAGACUCUCGGGACGCAGCUUAGAUGGCGGAGGGUCUGGCCGUAUUUAUAUCUGUAUUGGGCAGCCUCUUGCCGUUGCUGUUGCUAGUUAA
Molecule: messenger RNA, 675 nt
Organism: Verticillium dahliae VdLs.17
Lineage: Eukaryota; Fungi; Ascomycota; Sordariomycetes; Glomerellales; Plectosphaerellaceae
Exons: 3
Coding region: 1-675 (224 amino acids)
Source: RefSeq, a predicted model, not a curated record